Molecule: messenger RNA, 1131 nt
Organism: Echinops telfairi (small Madagascar hedgehog)
Lineage: Eukaryota; Metazoa; Chordata; Mammalia; Afrosoricida; Tenrecidae
Product: olfactory receptor 5K1-like
Exons: 2
Coding region: 1-1131 (376 amino acids)
Biological process (GO): sensory perception of smell; G protein-coupled receptor signaling pathway
Cellular component (GO): membrane
Molecular function (GO): G protein-coupled receptor activity; olfactory receptor activity; odorant binding
Source: RefSeq, a predicted model, not a curated record
AUGAUCCAGGACAAUCACUCCUUGACAAUAAACUUUAUCCUCAGGGGGUUUACGGACCACCCAGAUCUGAAGACCCUGCGGUUCGUGGUGUUCUUUGUCAUCUAUCUGAUCACCAUGGUGGGCAAUCUUGGAUUGGUGGUGUUGAUCUCCAUGGAACGCCGUCUGCACACACCCAUGUACAUCUUUCUGGGCAACCUGGCUCUGAUGGAUUCUUUCUGUUCCUGUGCCAUUACCCCCAAGAUGUUACAGAACUUCUUUUCUGAGGACAAAAUGAUUUCCCUUCAUGAAUGCAUGGCACAGUUUUAUAUUCUCUGCCUUGCUGAAACUGCAGACUGCUUUCUCCUGGCAGCAAUGGCCUAUGAUCGCUAUGUGGCCAUAUGCAGACCACUGCAGUACCACACCAUGAUGUCAAAGCAACUCUGUAUUCAAAUGACCAUAGGAGCUUAUAUAGCUGGGAACCUGCAUUCCAUGAUUCAUGUAGGGCUUUUAUUUAGGCUAACCUUCUGUGGAUCUCAUCACAUCAAUCACUUUUUUUGUGAUAUUCUUCCAUUAUACAGACUCUCCUGUAUUGAUCCUUAUCUCAAUAAACUGAUGGUACUUAUUUUCUCAGGAUCAGUUCAAAUCUCCACUAUUACUGUAGUCUUAAUCUCUUAUCUUUGCAUACUGUACACCAUUUUCCAAAUGAAAUCCAAAGAGGGAAAAGGCAAAGGUUUAUACACUUGUGCAUCUCACUUUCUUUCUAUCACAAUAUUCUAUGGUUCUCUUCUGUUCAUGUAUAUCCGGCCCACUUCAGCCAACGAAGGAGAAAAAGAGAUACCAGUUGCUGUUUUUUAUACAGUAAUAGUUCCAUUAUUAAACCCCUUUAUUUAUAGUCUAAGGAAUAAAGAAUUAAUAAAUGCUAUGAAAAAACUUAUGAAAGUGUGGGCGUUGUUUCUGCGCAGCUCUUCCACAUCGAAGCCCAGUUUCAUAAAUGCCACUGUACACUCAGCCAAGUGUGGAGGGCAGGCCCAGGACGGUGGGGGCUGGCUAUGGAAGUCCAAGGCCACACCAACCACAGCAGUUUGGCAGCACUUUCCACGUGGGGGUUGCCACCUUUUGGCUGCAGCCCUUGCCUCUGUGAAAGCAAAGUGA